This is a messenger RNA of Prorocentrum cordatum, 451 nucleotides long. The record is from the annotation of a GenBank genome assembly. Lineage: Eukaryota; Dinophyceae; Prorocentrales; Prorocentraceae.
GAUAGUCGUGCCCGCAGUCUGCCUCGCUUACAAUAGAGGGUCUUUCGCGUCUGCGGACUACGUCUCGGUGAUCUUGCGCUCGGGCCUUGGCGAGGAGAUGCCCGCGGACGUCGCUUGCAGCAAGGUCUCGCUCGCGUUCCUCGCCGAGAUGAUCGAGAGCUACGCGGGGGGCGUGAUCGUGGAGUUCUUCGACUCGGCGCGCGGCCUCGCUCAGCCCGACUUGUUCGCGCUCGCCGAGCGCCCCCCGCCGCCAGAGGGCCAGGGCGUCGGCGUCUUGCUGCGGUGCCUCGCCGCCGACGAGCGCGACGGCGUUCGAGUGGGCGACGACGAGGUCGACGCCGCCCUCGAGGCUGCCGCGCGGGAGUGGGCAGGGCGUCCGCGCGGCGCCUGCGUGGCGGGGGCCCACGGCGUGGAGGGCGAGGGGCUGCUGGCGGGGCCCGGCGGGCCGAUG